UCAAGUUCCAAUGUCUUGUGACAUAAGUGCACCGCCGGGACACAAAGGGCAGAUCACUGACAGAUGAGGGUAGCCAUCAACACGGAAAGGAAGCGGCGAAUGGGUGAAGACGAAAGACAGUUAAUGCCUUUCAAGAAAAUAUUGAACACUUGUACCAACCAGUAACAGACACGUACUGAGCAACAAUCAAACUGAAUAAUAAAUAAACUUAGAGUGACAAUGACUUCUGUCAGAAUCAGCUUCUGCCACUGAUGGAAUCUGUGCAGUAGACAUCGAAGCGGAGUGCUUCUGUCCUAUAAACUGAUAAACACAAAAGUCAGUGGAAGUGUUGCCGCUUAGUCAUGCCGCGCAGCAUUCACGUGUCGAGGAGGGACGGACGCUCUUCGCUUCUUGCCGCUCGUGAGCAUCACGUGACAAGGACAAAGCAGCGCUCGAGGCCAGCGAUGGAUUCCCAAAAGAAGAAGAGUGGGCAGCUGCUUCAGCCGACAUUGGGUCUUGUACAAGGGCUCAUGUCGGUUCUAAUAAUGGCUGCUCUUUCAUUCAUGACACACUUUGCAGAGAAAUGGAAGUCUGUUGGCAAACGUGAGGACUGCGUCGUUGGUGACAACAGCAGCGAGGACGACAACAUGCCUUCACCCACCAGACAAUAUAGAAGGCCACGUUCCAGCUCUACAGUGACCCGUACACCUGUUGCCAGGCAACGCCAUUGCCUGCGUCGCAUCCAACAGCGUCGGACAUCGUCCUCGCACGUCAUCUGCUGUCCGACAGAAGAAGAGAAAGGCGAUAGAAACAGAUAUUCCCACAUGAUUUUUCCCCAGACCCUCGACAAGGAGGCGGUUAUUGCAGACUGCGAUCCAAAGGAAAGCUGUCAAGAAAAUCUCUGUGCUUCAGACAUUCAAACUAGUUCAAGACACAGAAGCCACAUUCCUGCAGGUUUCACCAACACUCCUUCCCACGCUGAGGAGCAAAUCGAAGACAUAGAACCAGAUGGCACGAGUCAUUUAGAAGGACUGAAGUCAGAUGCUACGACUAAAGAAGGGUGUGGGCUGCCACCAAAGAAAUUUAUCGACAUGAAGGCUGGGCACAAAUACACCCAGGAUACUGAUGCGGAAGGAGCUUUGCACAGAAAUGUCACCGAUAUUUCUCUACACCACAGCAAGCCAGACAUUUCUCAGGACGAAAUAGACCAUUCUCUGUGGAAGGUUAUACUAGGUAUUUCUGUAUGCCAGAGUGACCCAGCAAGCGAAGCUCCUUCCUUCCAGAACAGUACCAGGGACAGGGCUAGUGUCUCCUAUACUGACCUCGAGAACGGAGCUGUCAGCGAGGGUCAUGAAUGUGUGGAAGGUCAAAGCUCCAAAGAUGGUGGAGAGCAGCAAACGCAGAGUGGAAACUUUGAAGGUGGAUGUCAAGAUAAGGGUCAAAGCUGCCAAUGCCGAAAUAAAGCUACCGGCGGGCUCCGUGGUUCCGCAAGUGGUGGAGACGGCGGCGGCGAUGAUGACGACGACAGGGACAGAAAAGACGAAAAAAGAUCAAUGGACGAGUGCCUGCAUUUGACAAACCAUAGGAAGAAGAAGAAAAAGAAAAAGAAGUCGAAGAAAGCAGCACGUGCGGUGAAAGAAGGGGUAACUGAGAUGACCAGUGACGGUGCGGAAACCUUGCAUGUUCUGUCCGGUCCUGUGAGCAACACUGCCGCCAGGUCAAGCAGCAAAGGUCACGGCUGGAUGGUAAACCAGGUGAGCGAUGGGGACAACGCUGUUCAUCAUACAGAUGUACCACCACCACAACCACCACUACCGCCACCACGACCACCAUCAGCAUGUGGAAAUGGUCACAAAAGCUCGCAGUCUCAGUCUGAAGCAAUUCCAUUUGAGACAACCGAAUCCAGCUCUUCCUCCUUUACUGCAGGACAUAAGUCAAACAGCCAGCGGGUCAAUGAUUUUGAAACACAGCUACUUGGCCACGGCCAGCCUCAACCCAUAGCUGCUGAAGACAUGGUGACACAGCCGUUCCACAGUGACCAAUGGCAAACCAAAGUCUGCUGCUCACAACCUCCACAUGAGACGGGUCUGUUUAAGCACCCACAACAGUGUGAGGAGGACUUACAAAGAGAACAGAAUCUGGAUUCCUGCUGCCCACAGCCCAUUUCCACUCAAAGUGAACAAGUGCAGCUCAGUCUUCUUGAAGAUGCUCUGGCUGCCCAAACAUCCACUGGCCAGCUUGCAGAACUAAAGAAAGUAUCAGGCCUUCAUGAUAUUUUUCCUGUGGAAGUGCAGCUCAAAAGACCACAGCAGUGCGUGGAGGACUUAACAUUGAAUGCAGCAGCUAUUUCAUCUCGAGGUCACCAUAGUGAUGGCCAUACUGUGAAUCAUGACACUGGGCCACAACAAGCACAGAGUCGAAAAGCUGUGCGCAGUCCGAUUACAAUCAGACCUAAUGUUGUGGUGGUCGAGAAAAGUAGCCAUGACGCGUUGCUUGAGAGUUAUCGGGACAAGUUGUUAGAAAACUGGCAUCUCAGAAGGAGAUACCUCUGCCAGAAGUGUUGGACCAACAACUUUGAUCGCGUCCUCUGUCCCUGUGGUCAUCUCCUGUGUCAUACAUGCGGGCAUAGACAGACCCGCUGUCCCGUUUGUAAUUCGAUGGUACAGUCUGAACACUUUGCUUCUUUCUCAUAAUAUGUUGACUUUCAUAGCUACUAUGCAGUCUACAUUCUAGUUAAAGUGAACUAAAAUAAUAACCACGUAUUCAACUUUCCUAGAAGUUUUUUAUUCAUUUUCUUUUUUGUACAUACACACACAUUCUUACUCAUUUUUAGCUCUGUAUAAGCGCACACACACACAUAUAUAUAUUAACAGACACUAGCAGGCACACACACACACACAGAGGCUGGGUGUGAUGCGGAGGUGGCGAGAUAAGGGAUGACAAAAGAGCGACGAGAUAAUGAGUUUUGAAUGAAAAAAUAUCUAUGUAUCGUUUUUCCUCUGAUAAUUUAUUUAAAAGAAGCAAUACAAAGUACAAAAAUCGUGGCAUGGUGGUAGAUACCACACAGCCAUUUAAAAAUAUUUCACAUAUGUUCAGUUACUACAUCAUUCUUUGAGAUUACGCUGUAGAGACUAAGUAGUAGUUCGUUUUGUACAUUCCAGGGAAAAACUCGAACAAAUAAUAGUCUUCGUCAUCAUGCUCUUAUAAAUGUUUUUAAUAUACAAACAGAAGAGCCGUAUCACAGUACCAUUGUGUGGUCAGUUUGAAUAAUAUAAUAAUCUAAACUCAAGGCAUUUAUCUUCUUUUAUUUACAUGCAGACAUUGUGCCAUUGUAGGGUUUAAAAAAUUGAUGUAUGAUUUUCUGUUUUAAGCGCACAAGUUUACUGUUAAUAUGCACAACCAUUUCUUUAAAUGCUUUCAUAUACAUGGAAACACAGGAGUAGAAUUUUAGGACACUUUUUCCCCCUCUGUUUUAAGCAAGUUCAUUUUAUUAAUUUUCAACUGUGAAAAUGCGCUUUCGAAAAUACGUUCAAGAAAUCUCACGCAUUACUGUGUUUAGCCUACGGUUUUCAAUGACGAUCAGAUGUAUUUUUAAGAUGUAUUUUUAAGAUGUAUUUUUAAGAUGUAUUUUUAAGAUGUAUUUUUAAGAUGUAUCUUAAUAGGAAAAUAGAAACGAUAGUUCGAAAACUGAGCCCGUUUUUACAGAUGAUUGUAAACUUAUGGAGAAAGCAAUUGGACUAGACAGCUGGGCUUAUUUUUUAAAACAGAGUAAGUAAACUAUGUUCUUUUAUCAACUCGUUUCUUUGAAGGCAUGAGAGAUUUGUGGGAAUGUUUCUAAACUGAGGAUGCAAAUUGAUUAUGCAAUGGACGAUGAUUUUAAGAUUCAAAACUUUUUCUGUUCAGGUCACCAGUAUGAACUGAAAAUAAAUAUUGAAUGGAGAUAUUUCUUUUAUAUGCAAAGCCUUUUUUCAACCUUUAACGACGGUACGUGAGUUAAAGACGAUCAAACAAAAUAGUUUAAAAUAAUAUUAUUUGCCAUUUUCCCUGGAAUUAUGAUGCAUAAUGUUACACGCUUGUAUAAAGUGUGCAUGUGUGGCUUUUGAGUUAUGUGUUACAUUCUUUUUUUCCAUGACCGAUAGGAGUAUAUAAGAAAUAUACUAUCAGGGCUAAGGCUAAAUUAUUUGGGAUCCCAGGGACCCCUUCUUCAGAUUUUUGAGGGGUCCCUGUUCUUCGCCCAAAUUUGAAGGGGACCCCAUUGACGAAAAUUGAAGGGGUCCUCUGAACUUUUAAUGCGUACUGUACGCAACUUUUUGCGUAAGCAGAAGCCCUGAAUAUGUUUAGUAAAUGUUUACUAUGCUACUUUCUUCUGUAUGCAAAAUUUUAUAUUAAAUUUACUGCUAAGUAUUUAUUUUGCUACUUUCUUCUACAUGUAAAGGAAUUAUAUUACCAUUUUGAAGCACACAAUUUUAGUACUAUAUGAAAUAAAACGUUUGUUUUCUCUUAA
Pomacea canaliculata is the source of this 4483-nucleotide messenger RNA. RefSeq lists its product as uncharacterized. NCBI's taxonomy places the organism in Eukaryota, Metazoa, Mollusca, Gastropoda, Architaenioglossa, Ampullariidae. The coding region runs from base 342 to 2672 and encodes 776 amino acids. The record is from RefSeq and is a predicted model, not a curated record. The transcript is spliced from 10 exons.